Molecule: messenger RNA, 1541 nt
Organism: Capsicum annuum
Lineage: Eukaryota; Viridiplantae; Streptophyta; Magnoliopsida; Solanales; Solanaceae
Product: E3 ubiquitin-protein ligase RNF25
Exons: 7
Coding region: 22-1170 (382 amino acids)
Biological process (GO): protein ubiquitination
Cellular component (GO): nucleus
Molecular function (GO): protein binding; ubiquitin protein ligase activity
Source: RefSeq, a predicted model, not a curated record
UUUUUUUUUUAAUUAUUAAAUAUGAAGGAGCUCCACUAUAUAUACGGUGUGUACAAAGUUAUAUACGGUGUGUGCAAAGUAAAACAAGGCCCACCUUUGGCACCAAAAAUGGCGGAAGAAGAAGAAGUAGUUGCAGAAGUAGAAGCAGUGCAAGCUGUAUAUGGCGAUGAUUGUUUACUCCUAAAUACGUACCCUCCUUCUUUUCAUCUUCAUAUCAAACCUCGUACUGCCGAUGACUCUUCUCAACAGUUUGUGGAAGCAAUCAUUGAAAUCCAGGCUGGUUCAAAGUAUCCUGACGAGCCACCUGCAAUUAGAAUUGUUGAUUCCAAGGGCCUUGAUGAGCAAAGGCAAAAACAAUUGAUAAGUUGUAUUUCUGAAAGGGCUACUGAACUCUCCUCGUGUCUAAUGCUUGUAGCACUUUGUGAGGAAGCAGUGGAGCGGCUUUCGAGUAUGAAUCACCCUGACGGAGAGUGUCCAUUGUGCUUGUAUCCAUUAGUUGAUGAAGAUUCAGCAAGCUCUGAGCCAUUUAUGAAACUGAUGUCUUGUUUUCAUUGCUUUCACUGUGAGUGCAUCAUCAGAUGGUGGAAUUGGCUUGAGCUACCCAAAGAAUCUGAUUCCCCUUCAGCUUCUGGUUCUGCUUCAUCUUCUCGAAAUAUCAGGGAUCAGGAUGAAGAAACUAGGAGGAAGUGCCCGGUUUGUCGCAAGUCUUUUCUUGCAAAGGACAUUGAGCACGUGCUUGACUUUGUGAAGACUCAACAUGCUGUGAGCUCCGGCGGAUCUGAAGUCAACAAUGAUGGCACAGUUCUUUUCUCAGAAUCAGAAAAAUUAAGAAGAGAGAAAUUUGCUGCAAUACUGCAACUCCAGCAAGAGAAGGGUGGCUUAAUUGAACUAAAAAAGCAUGAAGUGUUGCGGCCAGGUAUUUAUCUUCCACAACCCGCUGCAUUACCAUCGACAGCAUCCACCACCGAGGGAAGUGAGCAACAAGACAGAGAUCCGGCAGCCAAAUCCAGAACAAAUCCUAGUGGUUCCACAAACAAACAGAGUACCAGUAGAGCAAGGAACUCCGGCACUAAGAAACACCAGGGGCACAAUUCAAGAAAACAAGUCCCUCACAACUCAAGAAAACAAGUCACUCAGUGGGUUAAGAAAGAAAACAGUGAUACAACAUGAUAUGAGAUUUUUAUUUUUUUUAAAAAAAGGAAGCUGAAAGGAACGAAACCAUUGGUUAUUUUUGUUAUUUAUCGGCCUGCUUACAUGAUCAAUUCUGAUAUAUCGGGAAGCCAAGGAAGUUGGCAGAUAGACACCAGCUACUGUUUGUUGCGCAGAGAGUGUCGCGAUUAGAAGUGAUAGAUUUCUCAUUUGUAAGGUUUCUGCAUCUUCUUGAUAUCUUUCUCCAAGAUAAAAUAUAUAUUAGACUUUUCAAGAACAAUUGCUUGUGUGUUGUUCCAGCUCUAAACUGAGCCUGAGGCAAUGCUGUGCUUUCACUGUAUAAAUCUGACUGCAGCUCUUCCCAACAGAUAAAAAGUUCAUUUUAUGGUUCA